AUCCAGAAGCAGCCACGUAGCAUGUUAUAAUUUAUUGGUUUUAUACAUCCCCUCAAAUAUUAAUAGUUAAUUGUUUUGUUUUCAAUUAUGUUCAGGUCAACUGCUUUGUUAUAUUUUGUUUCCUCGAAAGAUUUCUGAAUCCCUGGUGAGCAUACAGAGAAAAUCCUCACCCUGGAGUCAGUUUUGUGGCUCAGCCAAUGACAUUGUUUGUCUGUUUGUUGUUCCACUCUCUCUUCUGCCCUCUAGGAGACAUUUGAUGAGAGCGAGCUGCAGUUCACAGUGUCACCUAAAGGCGGCCUGUCCACUGUGAGGCUUUGUUUGACUUGAGGAUUUGGAGUGCAUUAGUGAAGGUUUCAAUGGAGAGACAGGGAUUGAGAGGAGGAAAAUAAAUGAGGGAGGGAGGAGUUUACGUCACAGACAUACAUAUACAUGGAAAGAAACAAAGCAGGUGGGGGACACAAAAAAGGACAAAUAUAUUCAGAUACAAAGCUAGAGAUGGAGCUGUGUGAGAUUUUAGAAGAGAAACGCAGUCUACACUGUCCUAAUCUGGGACACGAGCAGUGCUGAGAACUUAACAGGUCGUCACAAACUCGCAUAGACAUAUGGACAAGAUGGGGGCCAGUCGUCCACUGCCCAGCCCGCCCAAGGAUUCAUUAAGUGUUGCAAUAAAGGCUAUCAGUGUGAGCACAGAACUUGUCGAGGAGGAACUAAAACCCCAUUUGGAGACAAUGUUGAAUGCUGCCAUUGAAAGAAAGAAAGGCAUAUCCGAGCAGGUGGUAGAAAGCGGGAUCCUCCCUGUUAUGGCUCAGAUUUUAAGAAGGAAAAGCACUCUCACUAUUCACACUGCCAGGCUAGUAGCUGAACUGGCCAGAGACGCUCCUGUGAGAGAGCAAUGCUUUGAGACGGGCAUUGUGUCUGCCCUUGUGACCUUACUGCUAAGCCAAGACCAGGACCUUCUCCUUCACGUUAGCCAGGCCAUCGCCAGGAUCUGCUAUGACAACUUGCAGCAAGAGCGAUUCCUGAGGCUCGGAGCUGUCCCGCGACUGGUGUCGGUUCUUCUCCAGCACAGUGGGAAUGAGGCACUGCAGAGCUCUUGCCUUAUGGCCCUCUGUAACCUGUCAAACAUGGGUGAAGAGGACGGCUCAAUGCUUUCCUGGGAGGAAGGGGCAUAUUUCGGUGAAGGGGAACGUGUGUUCCGCGGCACCUCGCGUUACUGUUUCGGCUUCUCUUCGGCUGUGAUGGUGGUCAGGCUGAAACAGUGGACUAACGGCCAGUACUCUGUGGCAGUAGAAGUGCUUCAAAGAUGCUCCACAAUGCUGUGGGGCGCAAAAAACGCCCACCAGACUGGACACCGUUUACCGAACUUUGCCCACUUGGGAAGCUGCCCCAAAUUUUAUAAAGUUAUCAAAUGCUCAGUGAAGAACAUACCGAGAAACAGGAAUCUGAGGGCAGCCGUGCUUCAUUCCCUCAUGUGAGGCUUCAUCGGAGUGCAAAGGUGCCUAAAACAGGUGAUCUGGCGUAAACCACGUCCUGACAUUUAAGGAGCUCAUUUCACCCAUUUGCAUUUGAGAAUGGAUCUGAAAUCAACAAAAAA
Messenger RNA from Pimephales promelas (fathead minnow), 1594 nucleotides. The record is from RefSeq and is a predicted model, not a curated record. Lineage: Eukaryota; Metazoa; Chordata; Actinopteri; Cypriniformes; Leuciscidae.